This is a messenger RNA of Alnus glutinosa, 1215 nucleotides long. Its product is annotated as L-ascorbate peroxidase, cytosolic-like. The record is from RefSeq and is a predicted model, not a curated record. The transcript is spliced from 10 exons. NCBI's taxonomy places the organism in Eukaryota, Viridiplantae, Streptophyta, Magnoliopsida, Fagales, Betulaceae. Gene Ontology annotation, molecular function: heme binding; peroxidase activity. Gene Ontology annotation, biological process: cellular response to oxidative stress; hydrogen peroxide catabolic process; response to reactive oxygen species. The coding region runs from base 240 to 992 and encodes 250 amino acids.
UGUAUCCGGUUGUCAAACCAAUCUCAGCUGUCCAAAUCCAAAACCAUUAAUAUCCACACGAUCUAAGUCAUCCAACGGCCAAGAUUGAAGUACUAGAACUUUCUCUUUCUCCACAAGCCCCAUGGCUUCACCUUUAUAAGCUCUCCCACUCCUGGCCUGUGCUCUACUCGUGCCACUCUCGCCCUAGGGUUUCAUUUGUCUGUUUUCUCCCAUUUAUUGCAUCCUUCCAAGUCGUGAAAAUGGUGAAGAAGUAUCCAACCGUGAGCGCUGAAUACCAUAAGGCCAUCGAGAAGGCCAAGAGGAAGCUCAGGGGCCUCAUAGCUGACAAGAGCUGCGCUCCGAUCAUGCUGCGUCUCGCAUGGCACUCUGCUGGGACCUUUGACGUGAAGACGAGGACCGGAGGUCCGUUCGGAACCAUGAAGCACGCGGAGGAGCUCGGCCACGCCGCCAACAGUGGCCUCGACAUUGCAGUCAGGCUCUUGGAGCCCAUCAAGGAACAAUUCCCCAUCCUCUCCUACGCCGAUUUCUACCAGUUGGCUGGGGUUGUAGCCGUUGAAACAACUGGUGGGCCCGAGAUCCCAUUCCACCCUGGACGUGAGGACAAGCCUGAGUCUCCUCCAGAGGGCCGUCUUCCUGCUGCUACGGAGGGUUCUGACCAUUUGAGGGUGGUGUUUAGCCAACAAAUGGGACUCAGCGACCAGGACAUUGUUGCUCUUUCUGGUGCCCACACCCUGGGAAGGUGCCACAAGGAGCGUUCUGGCUUUGAGGGACCCUGGACUCGCAACCCUCUCAUCUUUGACAACUCAUACUUCAAGGAGCUCUUGAGUGGUGACAAGGGCGGACUUCUGCAGCUGCCAUCUGACAAGGCACUUCUGUCUGACUCAGCCUUCCGCCCUCUUGUUGACAAAUAUGCCGCGGAUGAGGAUGCCUUCUUUGUUGAUUAUGCAGAGGCCCACCUGAAACUUUCUGAGCUUGGAUUUGCCGAUGCCUAAGCAGCUGCAAAGAAUGGGGACUUAAAAGGAUAGUGCCAAUGCCUUCUUCUUGCCUUUCCUUUUCGUUUUUGUUUUUCAUGAAAGACUUGGUCUUGGGCAGUUGGUUGAAAAAAGUUGGGGUGGUUUAUUGCUUUCUUUUGUUUAGCAUUGGAAGAAAUCCGGUGGAAUUCUGUGGUACUCAUCCUUUAGUUUAAAUAAUACAUAAUUUGUGAAUUUCUCGAUU